UGUGGAAGUGAAGCCAUUUUUUUUGUUGGUUAUAUAGUAUUUAUUAUUGUGGUUUAUGAUGGAUGAGAGGUAUAAGGGUUGCAAGGUGAAUUGAGGACCAGUAGUGACCAGUAGCAGGUUGUUGAAACUUAGAGCGAUGUCGGGUUCAAUAGAAAUACCACUCCGUGAUACGGACGAGGUUAUAGAGUUGUAUCUGGACCAGUUGCCCGAUGGAGAAGAGGUCCUGGGUAUUUUGCGGCAAGAGCACGCCCAGCUCAAUCUCUGGGUCAACCUUGCUGUGGAGUACUACAAGCAGCACAAGAUCCAGGAUUUCAUCAAAAUUCUGGAGGAAUCCAAGAAUGAUGCAAAUGUUAUGUACAGAGAUUAUGAGAAGGAUCAGAUGCGAGCACUUGAUAUGCUUGCUGCAUAUUAUGUGCAGGAAGCAAACAGGGAGAAAAACAAGGAUAAGAAGAGGGAACUUUUCACUAAGGCCACUUUACUGUAUACAACAGCAGAUAAGAUUAUUAUGUAUGAUCAGAAUCAUUUACUGGGCAGGGCAUAUUUCUGCCUCCUUGAAGGUGAUAAAAUGGACCAGGCUGAUGCGCAAUUCAAUUUUGUGCUGAAUCAGUCUCCAAAUAAUAUACCUUCCUUGUUAGGUAAAGCUUGCAUUGCAUACAAUAAGAAGGAUUACAGGGGAGCAUUAGCGUUUUAUAAGAAAGCCUUGAGGACGAAUCCCAAUUGCCCAGCUGCAGUUCGUCUCGGAAUGGGUCACUGUUUCAUGAAGUUGAACAAUCCGGAUAAGGCGAGAUUAGCCUUCGAGAGGGCCCUCCAAUUAGAUCCGCAGUGUGUCGGUGCACUUGUCGGUUUAGCGAUAUUGCGUUUGAAUCUGCAGCAACCGGAUUCCAUUAGGCAGGGCGUCAAUAUGUUAUCGAAAGCCUACACGAUCGAUUCCUCCAAUCCAAUGGUUUUGAAUCACCUGGCGAACCAUUUCUUCUUCAAGAAAGAUUACAACAAGGUUCAGCAUUUAGCUCUGCACGCUUUUCACAACACCGAAAAUGAGGCGAUGAGAGCGGAGAGUUGCUACCAGAUGGCAAGGGCCUACCACGUCCAGGGUGAUUACGAUCAAGCCUUUCAAUAUUACUAUCAGGCCACGCAGUUUGCGCCGACCGCUUUCGUUCUUCCGCACUUCGGUUUAGGACAAAUGUACAUUUAUCGUGGAGAUUCCGAGAACGCGGCUCAAUGUUUUGAGAAAGUGCUGAAGGCGCAGCCCGGCAACUACGAGACGAUGAAGAUCUUGGGUUCGCUUUAUGCGAAUUCCACUUCGCAAUCGAAGCGUGACAUUGCGAAGAGUCAUUUGAAGAAGGUGACGGAGCAGUUCCCCGAUGACAUCGAAGCGUGGAUUGAGCUGGCUCAAAUUCUCGAGCAGUCCGAUCUACAAGGUUCGCUGAGCGCGUACGGAACUGCGAUAAAGAUAUUAAAGAAGGACGUACAAUCCGAGAUACCCACAGAGAUCCUUAAUAACGUGGGUUCUCUGCACUACCGGUUGGGUAACCUGGAGGAGGCCAAAAGGUAUUUGGAAGAGGCUCUGGCGAGGGCGAAAUCCGAAGCCGAGCACGAUCCGCAAUACUACAACUCAAUCUCGGUGACGAGCACGUACAAUCUGGCCAGAUUAAACGAGUCGCUGUGCCUAUUCGACAAGUCCGAGAAGCUGUACAAGGAUAUCAUCAAGGAGCAUCCCAAUUACGUCGAUUGCUAUUUGCGUCUGGGUUGCAUGGCCAGAGAUAAAGGGCAGAUUUACGAGGCUUCCGAUUGGUUUAAAGAGGCUCUGAAGAUUAACACUGAGCAUCCGAAUGCUUGGUCGCUUCUGGGUAACCUGCAUUUGGCUAAGAACGAAUGGGGGCCGGGACAGAAGAAGUUCGAGCGCGUCUUAAAGAAUCCGGCGACUUCGCAAGAUUCGUACUCGCUGAUUGCGUCGGGAAAUGUAUGGUUGCAGACUUUGUAUCAGGCGUCCAAAGAUAAGGAUAGAGAGAAGCGCCAUCAGGAGAGAGCUUUGAUGCUGUACAAGCAAGUGUUGAAAUUUGAUCCUAGGAACAUCUGGGCAGCCAAUGGAAUCGGAGCUGUACUUGCUCACAAAGGCACGGUGAACGAGGCCAGGGAUAUUUUUGCGCAAGUUCGUGAAGCCACCGCAGACUUUUGCGAUGUUUGGUUGAAUAUUGCGCACAUUUACGUGGAACAGAAGCAGUUCGUCAGCGCCAUCCAAAUGUACGAGAAUUGUUUGAGAAAAUUCUUCCAGUACAAUAACGUCGAAGUGAUGCAGUAUUUAGCGCGCGCCUACUUCAAAGCGAACAAGCUUAAGGAGGCUAAAAUGGUAUUGCUGAGGGCUCGCAGAGUGGCUCCCCAAGACACCGUUCUUCUGUACAACGUGGCACUGGUUCUGCAGCGUUUGGCCACGCAAAUUCUGAAGGACGAGAAAUCGACGCUUACCACCGUUUUGCAGGCCGUUCACGAGUUGGGGCUGUCGCUUAAGUAUUUCGCUUAUUUAGCCGAACUCGGUGACCGCAUGAGAUAUGAUGUCACUCUUGCCGAAUUGGAGCGCAAGCAAUGUCAAGAUCUGCUCUCUCAGGCCCAAUAUCACGUAGCAAGAGCCAGAAGGGUUGAUGAGGAGGAGAGGUUGCUCCGCAAGAAGCAGUCCGACGAGAGAACGGCCUUCAAAUUGCGACAGUUGGAGGAGCAAAAGAAACUCGAGGAGGAGAAGAAGGCCACCGAAGUACAGAUGUUGCAGAAGAGGCAAGAGUACAAGGAGAAAACGAAGAAUGCCCUCGUAUUCACCGAUAUGCCGAACGAGAAAUCGUCGAAGGGAAAAGGCCGCAGUCGCAAAGAUAUGUACGUCAGCGAUUCAGGCAGCGAUGCGGAGAACGCUGGAGGUGAAUCCAGGGAACGUCCGUCGAAGAGGAGGAAGAGAAGCGGUGACAGGAAAGAACGCAAAAAGGGAGGCGGUAGGAAACGCAAAGAUCGCUCCAAUGUAUCAGACUCUGAUAGCGGCGAUGGCAAACGGAAAAAGAGGAGCAGGAAGAAGGAUUACAAAAAGAGCAUCGACGACGGGCUCAGUGCCAAACAGAAGAGUCGCAUUGUAUCGAAGGCGACGAUUUCUACCAGUGAGGACGAUAGUGACGAUGAGAAAUUGAAGAUCGCCAGCGGCGAUGAGAGCGCCGGCAGCGGCGGAGAUGGUAAGAAAAGGAAGAGGCGCAUCUCGUCCGGUUCCAGCCGUUCACCAUCGAGAUCCAGGAGUCGCUCCAAGUCCAGAUCGAGGAGCAGAUCCAAAUCUAGGAGUCGCUCUAAAUCCAGAUCGAGAUCAAAGUCGAACUCCAGAUCGAGGAGUCGUUCGAAGUCUGGAAGCAGAUCUAAGUCUAGGAGCAGAUCCAAGUCCAGAAGUAGAUCUAAAUCCAGGAGUCGGUCGAAAUCUGGUAGCCGUUCAAAGUCCAGAAGUCGCUCAAAAUCUGGAAGCAGAUCGAGAUCUCGCAGUCUAUCCAGGUCGAGGAGCAGAUCAAAGUCUGGAAGUCGUUCGAAAUCUAGGAGUCGUUCAAAAUCAAAGAGUCGCUCAAGAAGCAGGUCCAAGUCGCAUUCGCGAAGCUCUAGAUCUCCUUCCACGUGAACAUAAGAGAUGGCAUAUUUUAAAGACUUGUAUCAUUUACUACUUACAUAGCAAUCUGUUUUCAUUUUUUUAUUUUAAGAUAUUGAUUUGUUAUUUGAUUAAUUUGAAUAUUUGGUAUUCAUUUGUUGCAAUUAGAAGAACGAAACCGUACAUUUAUAAUUUAAAUAUUGCAAUUAUUUCCAAUUACACCCACCAAUAUUAUGUAUUUAAUAUGUUGUGCUGUAAAUUAUUAAUUCUAUUCGUAAUGUGAAAAGAACGACGAUAAAAUGGAGAAGAAAAACAAAUAAAUAAAUAUUAAUUAUUUUUUUUA
Nicrophorus vespilloides is the source of this 3941-nucleotide messenger RNA. RefSeq names its product RNA polymerase-associated protein CTR9 homolog (gene Ctr9). Gene Ontology annotation, biological process: regulation of DNA-templated transcription. The coding region runs from base 137 to 3631 and encodes 1164 amino acids. The transcript has 5 exons. Gene Ontology annotation, cellular component: Cdc73/Paf1 complex. The record is from RefSeq and is a predicted model, not a curated record. Lineage: Eukaryota; Metazoa; Arthropoda; Insecta; Coleoptera; Silphidae. Gene Ontology annotation, molecular function: RNA polymerase II complex binding.